Molecule: messenger RNA, 2118 nt
Organism: Encephalitozoon intestinalis ATCC 50506
Lineage: Eukaryota; Fungi; Microsporidia; Unikaryonidae
Product: Sec24-like protein
Exons: 1
Coding region: 1-2118 (705 amino acids)
Biological process (GO): intracellular protein transport; COPII-coated vesicle cargo loading; endoplasmic reticulum to Golgi vesicle-mediated transport
Cellular component (GO): COPII vesicle coat; endoplasmic reticulum exit site
Molecular function (GO): SNARE binding; zinc ion binding
Source: RefSeq, a predicted model, not a curated record
AUGGAGCAUAUGAAAAGUGGCUUUGAAAGUCCUCAACCGAAUGAGGAAGACCUUUCUCCAAGGUCUAUUAUUGAUGAAUGCAACUACUACAGAUCGACUCUGACAGCCAUUCCCGAAAAGCAGGAUUUAGUAAGAACGUCUGGAAUUCCUUUUGUUAUUAAUGUGAUACUAGAAAACUAUGAAGAAGAAGAGGUUCCAUUGUGCUCGGACGACAUAAUCCGAUGUGAACGCUGCAAGUCUUACCUGAAUCCUUUUGUUGAGAUUAUACCUCCAGGUCUGAAGUGGAAGUGCAAUCUCUGCCUGACAAUCAACGAUCUGGCAACUGCCUUUCAAGUUACCAGCAGAGGGAUAUCUCGGACUAGUAGUCUGUUUGACCCCAAGGUGAAUGCUAUGCAUAAUUACAGCUACUACACCCGAGGGGAGCUGAGAAGUACUGUUUAUGAGCUAGAAGCACCACCGAAUUACUCGCUCAAAACACCAUCCCCUCCAUUAAUAUGCUUUCUCAUAGAAGUGACUUUUGAAAGCAUGAAAUAUAGAUCUGUUGAUGCAGUUAUAAGAAGUAUUCUAGGAGGGCUGAACCCAAGGUUCUUUGAUCCAAGGUCUCGUAUGAUGUUUGCAUUCUUCGACUCGUGCAUAUACCUUCUCAGGAAAAACGGAGACUUCUCCGUAAUCUCGGAUGCAACACAUAUUCCUUUCUUCUUAGAAGAGGACUUCUUGCUACCUCUUGAUCAUCGCUUCGACGUUGAUGGGAUAGAAAGGUUCUUCAUAGAAAACAAGUCUACAAGAAACAAUUACGGAGAUGCACUAAGGAUUGUCCAGAACAUCCUCGGUACCACUGGAGGAUGCAUAAUCUCCUUUCUGGCAACAUAUCCAAACGUAGGCCCAGGGUGUGUGGACUCCAAUCAACAUGAGCUAAGAUGCAAGUCGGUAUUUUACAAAGAAAUAUCGGUGUAUUUGUCGAAGCAAGGUAUAUCUGUGACACAGUUUUUGUUUCCCCGACUUGGAAUAGAACUUCCUACUCUUAGUGUAUUAAGUAAGUAUACAGGAGGAAUGGUAUACUAUUACCCAAACUUCGAUGGAACCGAUCCUACAUUUGCCACAAAGUUAGCUAAUGAUCUUGCUUCGCAUCUCGAUUUGAAUAUAGGGUUGUAUGGAAUGUGCAGAGUCAGAACCAGCAAGUGUGUGUUUAUAAAGGAGUACUUCGGAUCUUUACACCAUAGGUCUGAGGAUUUAAUAUCGUUUUCCACCUUCUUUCCUCCUCACUCAUUCAGUUUUGAAAUAGACAUAUCCAAGGAAGAAGGGACAAGGGGCGUUUGUUUCCAAGUGGCUAUUCUUAGAACACUUCGUACUGGAGAAAGAAGAAUCCGAGUAGUGAACUUUUGUAUUGAAAAAGUGUCUAGAUCAUUGUACAGUGUUGUGGAUCCUUAUGCAGUAGCACAUGCAUUUGCUUUGAAAGCCUUUUUCUUCGAGUCGAGGACAAAGGGAGGAGGUAAUGAGUAUCUCAAUAAGUCCAUGAAGGAUAUUGUCAGAUUGUACAAGCAGCUUUCCAAUACAACAACCCUUUUACCUGCAACACUCGAGGUGCUUCCGAUGCUCAUCCUAUCUCUUUGCAAGUCUAUUCCCCUCAGACCUGCAUCUUAUACACCAAUGGACUACAAAUCCUACUACAUAUACCUGAUUAGCAAUUCCUACCCAAAGCUGGUUGAUACAGUGAUAUAUCCAACUUUACUCGCUUUACAUCGGCUGGACUCUAUACAGCCACUUAACCUAACUCUUAACUGCCUCGAGACAAACGGAUUGUAUUUACUAGAUACCGGUGUGACCAUCUUCUUUUUUGUGGCUAGAGACUGCGAUCCAUCUCUCCCGAACUUACUGUUCGACUCGUCCAUAGGAUCGGAAAGAUUUAUCUUCGAUCCUGAAAGGAACGAAUUUAGUGAUUCUGUAUGUAAGAUAAUCAAAGAGUUGAGAAGUAAUAGGCAUUUAACUCCCAACUAUGUGCUGGUGAGGGACGAUGGCACAAGCAGCAUAUAUAAGGACAUAUUCUUCACUUACUUUGUGGAAGACGAGUCUCACGGCCUUCCAUCCUAUUCUAAAUAUCUUGAAUUGCUGAGGGCUUAA